AGCAAGAAAGCGAAAGAGAAGUAAGAUGGGGGGAGACGCCAACAACCGCGCCUUCUCUUGAGACGAGAUAGGAGUGAAAUUCCCCUCCCCCCCCCUCUCUCUCUCUCUCUCUCUCUCUCUCUCUCUCUCUCUCUCUCUCUCUUUGUGCGAGUGUGUGGGUAUCCUGUUUAUAGUUUGGCUGAAGAAAGUCGCAAGUUUCCCGCUUCUCCCCAUUUCUGAGCGAGGAGGAAGACCCCUCCAGCCGAAGGAUCCGAGGUAGUUUGAUGAUCUUUUGGCGCGGAGAUGGCUAACUGGGAACUCAAGGGCUGCUGCCAACAGGAUCAGAAGGCUUUCUUGAUCACCAUUUGCAUAUAUGCCGUCGUUAUCCUCGCACCUAGGAAUGGUUGAGGGUAGGCAAUGGACUGUGUUCUCUGGCCUGGCAUGGAUACCAGACUAGGUUCUUCAAAUAGCUUUAUGCAGUUCCAAUGAUUGUCAGCUUUGGAGGACCUUUCUACUGAAACCUUUCAAGCUUAUUACUGUGUUUCUUCAUGAAGCAAGUCAUGCAAUUGCUUGUAAGCUCACUUGCGGUGAGGUGUUGGGUAUGAAGGUCGAUGAGAAUGAGGGUGGAGUGACAGAAACACGUGGCGGGAUAUACUGGAUAAUCUUGCCAGCUGGAUACCUUGGUUCAUCAUUUUGGGGAAUGGUUUUCAUAUUAUCAUCCACAAACCUUCUCACUGCAAGAAUUGCUGCUGGAUGUUUUCUAGCUGCUUUGUUUAUUGUACUAUUUGUUGCUAAGAAUUGGUUCCUUCGAGGACUUUGUAUUGGAUUCAUUAUUUUCAUAGCUGUAGUAUGGCUUUUGCAAGAAAAGACAUCAGUCCAUGCACUUCGCUACAUCAUUUUGUUCAUAGGUGUAAUGAACAGCUUGUUUUCAGUUUAUGAUAUCUAUGAUGACUUGAUAUCGCGUAGAAUCCGCUCAAGUGAUGCUGAACAAUUUGCUGCUCAUUGCUUGUGUCCAUGCAAUGGAGUUGCAUGGGGAGUCAUUUGGGGAUUGAUAUCUUUUGCGUUUCUAUGUGCAUCUGUGUAUCUUGGACUCGUCAUCUUAUCUUGAGGUUCAAUGGGUCCUGUUGAGAUUCUUUUGCUCCCUGAUAUACAUAAUUUUUUCCACUAAUACUUUUCCAUUUAGAGUAAAAGAAAUAUUCAUUGUAUUCAAAACAUGAACUUGUGAACUAUUCGUAGAACUUUCUAGAAAAAAUUGAUUGUUUCCUUCCUAUUGCAUAUGGGAAGUGAUGGCCACUCUA
Nymphaea colorata (pocket water lily) is the source of this 1277-nucleotide messenger RNA. RefSeq lists its product as uncharacterized. Bases 581 to 1087 code for a protein of 168 amino acids. The record is from RefSeq and is a predicted model, not a curated record. The transcript is spliced from 11 exons. Lineage: Eukaryota; Viridiplantae; Streptophyta; Magnoliopsida; Nymphaeales; Nymphaeaceae.